UCCAAGAUGGCGUCGUCCAUAGAGAUUCCACUUCGCGACACAGACGAGGUCAUAGAACUCCAGUUCGACCAGCUUCCAGAUGGAGAAGAAUUGUUGACAAUUUUGAAGCAAGAAGAUGUUCGACUCAACAUUUGGAAUACUUUGGCGUUACAAUACUACAAGCAAGGGAAGAUGGAUGAUUUUGUGAAAAUCUUGGAAAAUGCAAAGAAUGAUGCCAAUCAUUCCUACACUGACAGUGAGAAAGACCAGAUGGUGUGCCUGGACACCCUGGCCGCAUUUUAUGUUCAGCAGGCCAGGAAAGAAAAGAAUAAAGAAGCUAAGAAAGAACUAUUUACGCAGGCAACGUCACUCUACACAUUGGCUGACAAGAUUAUUAUGUAUGAUCAGAACCAUCUUCUUGGUAGAGCUUAUUUCUGUCUUCUUGAAGGUGACAAGAUGGAGCAAGCUGAUGCACAGUUUAACUUCGUUCUGGCACAGUCAGGGAACAAUAUUCCUGCUCUUUUAGGUAAAGCAUGUAUCUCGUUCAACAAGAGGGAUUAUAAAGGAUCAUUAGCAUUCUACAAGAAGGCACUGAGAACUAACCCUAAUUGUCCAGCUGCUGUACGUCUUGGCAUGGGACACUGUUUUGUCAAAUUAAACAAGCUAGAUAAGGCCAGACUUGCUUUUGAACGAGCAUUGCAACUUGAACCUCGAUGCACAGGAGCAAUGAUUGGUCUUGCCAUCCUGGAGCUAAAUUCAAAAAAGGCUGAUUCCAUCAAGAUUGGUGUACAGUUAUUAUCGAAUGCCUAUACUAUCGACAGUACAAAUCCCAUGGUUCUCAAUCAUCUUGCCAACCACUUCUUUUUCAAAAAGGAUUACAGCAAAGUGCAACAUCUUGCUCUUCAUGCGUUUCACGGCACAGAAGUAGAAGCUAUGCAGGCAGAGAGCUGCUAUCAGUUGGCUAGAGCCUUCCAUGUACAGGGAGACUUUGACCAGGCAUUCCAGUACUAUUACCAAGCCACACAGUUUGCUUCUCCUAAUUUCAUUCUACCUUACUUUGGUCUGGGACAGAUGUAUAUUGCUCGCCGUGAUUUAAAUAAUGCAGCCCAGUGUUUUGAAAAAGUGCUCAAAGCCAUGACAGGGAACUAUGAAACCAUGAAGAUCCUUGGGUCUUUGUAUAGUCAGUCUAAUGAUCUGGAAAAACGAGAAUUUGCAAGGGAUCAUUUGAAGAAGGUAACAGAACAGCACCCAGAUGAUGUCGAAGCCUGGAUUGAAUUGGCUGGUAUUCUUGAGCAGACAGAUGUUCAAGCAGCCCUAGAGGCGUACGGCACAUCAUCCAAUCUGUUGAAAGAGAAGGUACAAGCUGAUGUACCACCAGAAAUACUGAACAAUGUUGGUGCUCUUCAUUUCCGUCUUGGGAAUCUGAAAGAAGCCAAGCGAUUUUACGAGUCAGCCCUGGAAAGGUCCAAACAAGAAGCACCUAAUGACGAGGGCUACUAUAACGCCAUCUCAGUCACUACGAACUAUAACCUGGCGAGAUUGUUUGAGGCCAUGUGUGAGAUAGAGAAAGCAGAACAGCUGUAUAAGAGUAUCCUGAGAGAACAUCCCAACUAUGUUGAUUGCUACCUGAGACUGGGAUGCAUGGCCCGAAAUAGGGGCCAAAUCUACGAGGCUUCUGAUUGGUUCAAAGAAGCAUUACAGAUAAACCAGGAUCACCCUGAUGCUUGGUCUCUGAUUGGUAACCUCCAUCUUGCUAAACAAGAAUGGGGUCCAGGGCAGAAGAAAUUCGAGCGAAUCCUCAAGCAGCCAUCGACGGCUAACGAUGCAUAUUCGCUGCUGGCACUGGGGAAUGUCUGGUUACAGACCCUUCACGCUCCAUCCAGGGAUAAGGAGAAGGAGAAGCGACAUCAAGACCGUGCUCUGUCACUGUACAAACAAGUGUUGAGGAAUGAUGGAAGAAAUUUGUAUGCUGCUAAUGGCAUAGGAUGUAUACUCGCUCACAAAGGAUAUCUAAGAGAGGCAAGAGACGUCUUCUCUCAGGUGCGUGAAGCAACAGCUGAUGUCCCGGAUGUGUGGCUCAACCUGGCACACAUCUACGUGGAUCAGAAGCAGUAUGUAUCAGCAAUACAGAUGUAUGAAAACUGCUUGAGGAAGUUCUACAAGCACUUUAACACGGAGGUGAUGCUGUACCUCGCGAGGGCCUACUACAAGAUGGGCAAACUACAGGAAUGUAAACAAGUUCUUAUUAAGGGUCGUCACGUGGCUCCUAAUGACACCGUUCUGCUCUUCAACCUGUCUCUGGUUCAACAAAGACUUGCCACUGCUAUCCUUAGGGCGGAGAAGAGUCCCUUGAAGGUCGUGUUGGGUGCAGUAAGAGAACUGCAACAAGCACAGAGGAAUUUCUCUUGGCUCAGUCAUUAUGGUGACCGUAUGAAGUUCGACUUGGCGUGGGCUGCUUUCGAAACUAGGCACACUAGUGAUUUGCUGAGUCAAGCUCAGUACCAUGUGGCGCGCGCGCGUAAACUCGACGAACAGACACAGGAAAUCCAACGUAAACAGGACGAAGAGAAAGAAGCUAUUCGACGUCAAAGAGAAGAGGAGUUGCGAUUGAAACAAGAACAAAAGGAGCAACAAGACAAAGCUUUACUGGAAAAACGACAACAGUUCGUCCAAGCCACGAAGAAUAAACUUGUUUUCAGCCAGGAAGCUGAAGCAGCGGCAGAAAAGAAGCGAGGAAGAAAGAAAGCCAGAGAUGACGACUUCGUGGCUACCAGCUCGAGCAGCAGUGAAAACGAAGUCGGGGAAGAUGGAGAGAUAAAGCCAAAAGUAAAGAAAGAAAGAAAAAGGAAGAAGAAACGAGUAGCAGAAGAAGGUGAAGAAGGGGAAGGAAAGAAAAGACGAAGAAUAGCCAAGCCAAGAAAACCUCGAACAAAGAAAGAAUCAAAAUCAAAGAAGUCUUUAGGUGAAGAAAGACUGACAGCAAAACAAAGAUUGAAGAUCAAAUCAAAGGCGUAUAUAUCAUCAUCUGAAGACUCCUCUGAUUCUGAGGCUAAGCUAAAGAUCACUGAAAUGGAGAGUGACGAUGACAAAGAAGAACAAGAGCAAAAAGAAAGCAGUGAAGAAGAAGAAAGAGCUCCCAAAGGACGCAAGCGAGUAUUAUCAAGUGAUGAUGAUGAUGAUGAUAUUGAGAGUAAGAAGAGUGAUGAUGACAAUGAUGAAUUUAAAAGCGACGGCGACGAUAAUGAUGAUGAUGGUGAUGAAAAAAGCAAAAAGAGUGAUAAUGAUGAUGACAAUGAUGAUGUUAAGAGUGAUGCUGACGAUGAAGGUGAUGAAAAAAGCAAAAAGAGUGAUAAUGAUGAUGAUGACAUAGAUGACGUUAAGAGUGAUGCUGACGAUAAUGACGAUGGAGAUGAUGAUAAAAGCAAAAAGAGUGAUAUUGAUGAUGAAAAUGAUGACUCUGAUGAAGCAGGUCCUAGUGAACCAACUCCAAGGAAGAGAGCAAGAAUACAACUUGCCAGCUCGUCUGAAUCAGAUGAAGAUUAGACAAGUCAAUUUAUCUUAAAGGUUAUGACAGUGUAUGACAAAGCAACGUAAAAUACGAUGACCAACUUUAUCUGCCAUGGUGCUUCUAGGGGGCUGGGUUCAUUGGGUGCCCGCCCGCCCACCUAUCUCCACCCCAACCCUUUUAUCGUGACUGUCCAGGAAUUCUUGGGGCACCGCAAGGUCAUGGGUCAUUAUGUGACGUCAAAGAUGUACACUGAACAUGACUAAUGUCUCAUGUCGAUGCUAUCCCGACUGUAUCAUAGUAGUAAUUAUAGUGGACUAUUUGUAAUUAUUUUCCUUUGAAGUAGAAUUUUGACAAGAAGAUAGUUUUUAGAUUAAAAAAACAUUUAAAAGCA
Molecule: messenger RNA, 3878 nt
Organism: Actinia tenebrosa (Australian red waratah sea anemone)
Lineage: Eukaryota; Metazoa; Cnidaria; Anthozoa; Actiniaria; Actiniidae
Product: RNA polymerase-associated protein CTR9 homolog
Biological process (GO): RNA processing; regulation of DNA-templated transcription; transcription elongation by RNA polymerase II
Cellular component (GO): Cdc73/Paf1 complex
Molecular function (GO): RNA polymerase II complex binding
Source: RefSeq, a predicted model, not a curated record